GAAGCAGAGGCAGUGAUUGGUGGGCACACUGGAAUUAUAAGGGGAGGGUGAUCCGGACUGAAGCUUCCCAAAGAGCAGCCGGCCUCAGAUCAGGCACUGCGGGACGCGCGCAAGUCUCUGGAGUCAAGACAGUCCUCCUCCUCCGUCCUUCGCCAUGCAUCCAACCAGACUCACAGCUCGGCAGUGACAAGUGCUUCCAAAGUGGCGAGUGUUUCACAGUUUGAGCGAGCGGACUGUUUGUGCGCAAAAAGCGAAGUCGAGGAGAAACUGUGCGAAUUUUUCACCGUCUUCUUUUUCCUCUCUUCGCUGGGAGCUAAAAGCAGGCGGAGUUGAGGGUUUCUGGAGGGAUUUAUUAUUAUUAUUAUUAUAAUUUAAAGAGGAAUAUUAUUUUGGUCCAAACCUUUUUACCACCGACAUGGAGUACACGUCAUCCCCGAAACCACAGCUCUCAUCCCGGGCAAACGCUUUCUCCAUAGCCGCCCUGAUGUCCAGUGGGAAGCCCAAUAAGGACAAAGAGACGGAGGAGAACACCAUCAAGCCUCUCGAGCAGUUCGUGGAGAAGUCGUCCUGUAACCAGCAGUCUCUGGCUGACCUGUCCUCUAUGGACGGGCACGGGGACUUCAGCGGGAGCGCGCCAGCGGUGUGCACGGAGCCGCUCAUCCCCACCAAUCCCGGCAUCCCCAGCGAGGAGAUGGCGAAGAUAUCGUGCAGCCUGGAGACCAAAGAGCUGUGGGACAAAUUUCACGAGCUCGGCACCGAGAUGAUCAUCACCAAGUCUGGAAGGAGGAUGUUCCCCACCAUCCGGGUCUCUUUCUCCGGGGUGGACCAGGACUCUAAGUACAUCGUGUUGAUGGACAUCGUCCCGGUGGACAACAAGCGGUACCGGUACGCCUACCACCGCUCCUCCUGGCUGGUGGCCGGCAAGGCCGACCCUCCUCUGCCCGCCAGGCUGUACGUCCACCCGGACUCACCGUUCACCGGAGAGCAGCUGAUGAAACAGAUGGUUUCCUUCGAGAAAGUCAAACUGACAAACAACGAACUGGACCAACACGGACAUAUCAUCCUCAACUCCAUGCACAAGUACCAGCCGCGGGUCCACAUCAUCAAGAAGAAAGACCACACCGCCUCACUGCUCAACCUCAAGUCUGAGGAGUUUCGCACCUUCGUCUUCGUCGAGACCGUCUUCACUGCCGUCACGGCCUAUCAGAACCAGCUGAUAACCAAACUCAAGAUCGACAGUAACCCGUUUGCCAAAGGUUUCCGGGACUCCUCACGGCUGACGGACAUGGAGAGGGAAAGUGUUGAGAAUCUGAUCCACAAGCACUCAUACGCCCGGUCGCCGAUCCGAACCUACACUGGCGAUGAGGAGAACCUGGGUGAGGACGGACACCCUACACACACCAGAGGCUCAGCGUUCACUGCCUCAGACAACCUCUCUCUGAGCUCCUGGGUCACCACCACCUCAGGCUUCUCGGGCUUCCAGCACCCUCAGUCCCUGACAGCCAUGGGUACCGGCACCGCCUCCCUGCCCCACCCCAUCCAGGGCUCGCUGCCCCCCUACAGCCGGCUGGGCAUGCCGCUGACGCCCACCGCUCUGGCUGGGACCAUGCAGGGCAGUGGGCCGUCCUUCCCGUCCUUCCACAUGCCCCGCUAUCACCACUACUUCCAACAGGGCCCCUACGCCGCCAUCCAGGGACUGCGCCACUCCUCCACGGUCAUGACACCCUUCGUAUGACUCCGUCGUGGGGAGGAGACAGCCGAACCUCACUCUAACAUUCACCUCCAAUCCAGUGCAGCAAGUUACUUCUCCACGCUGGCUCAUCACUCCUCAUCCAGUUUGUAUCUUUUCCCCUGGUCUUUGUAAAUAGUUCACCUCAGAGAGCGAGGUGAUGGUGAAGAGGAUGUGGCUUACUGAAAGCUAAUCCAGAAAAAAAGACAAACUGAAAGAUCCCUCAGGACCUGUGGAAACACCAGCAGGUCCGGGGUUUCUACAAACUCUUUGGUGACAUUGUACAAACUACAAAAGCUAAUGCAAGACGAUAAAGGGAGCAUGUUUGAACUUGGCCCUUGAAGAACAGUGGAUCCUCAAGUCAUUUUAACAAUAUUUAGAAGACCCUGUCUUCCUCUAAACAUUUAACAGUCACUUCUGGCUACAGGGUCUCCACCAAAGCUUUAAAGAUGGCAGGUUGCUGUGUGAUCCUUCAACAGUGCAACCUAAAGUGAUGCGUUUUGGAGAGACUCGAAUGACGCUACAGUAUGUUGGACAGCGAGGCUCAGUCUGAGUCUGUGAACAUUUCAGCAUAUCAUAGAGGCAGAACAGCCAUCUCAGCUUUUCUGUGUUUUCUAGAAAGCCAGCCAUAUGUACAGUCCUCCUCGCGCUGUUGAAAAUAAUAUGUUGAAAUGCAUUGUACAAAGAUGAAAAUGCUACAUUUACUCAUAGUAAAAUCCUCACUGUAGAGUGCAAAAAAAGAGAAAACUAAUCAUAGGACGCAUGCUGAUCGCAGUAGACAAACACACUGGGUAAACUUUAUAUGGAAUAAUAUGGGAUGAAUAAGCUCACCUGCAACAGAGGGUGAAGGAUUUUUGCUUAUAUUAAAGGCCCUGUCAAACCAGCAAUUAAAACAGCAAACCUCUGCAGAAAGAUCAGUUCAUUUCAAUGGACUCAGUCUUUGGAUUUCUGCGAAGUCUGAGCGAAAUUUUGCAUUUGUGGCCUGCAAAUUCCCACUGUCGACCACUAGCAAAUCAUCUACAGGCAGAUUGAGGGAACUGGGAGCAAGAAAUUAUAGCUUACUACUGUAGCUUACUGGCUGUGUUGCACCAUAAGCUUUUAUUUUACCUCUUCUGUUGCUAGUGAGAUCGCACAGACCGUUAGCAAAGCUCACUAGCCAUUUCCUAACCUUUCAGAACUAUUUUUUGAAUGAAAUGUUGUACUGUUGUUAUUCUGACAACAAAAUGAAAGAACAAAGAUAUUAGAAGAAUUUUUAUGACAGACUAUUUCUAGUAUAUUCUCAGCUUGCCAGCAUAUUAGCCAUUAGCUAAGCCUCUAACGAAGAUUGCUGUGUCAAUUUCUGGUGUGACCGGGCCUUAACUAAGAGGAAUUCGACCACCUACUGUGUAGAGCUCACAAACACUCUUUUUAAGAUAGUCAUAUUUUAAUUCAGUAUUUCAAGUGUGUAAGACUGCCCACAAAUGUAGCCCUUAUCAGUCUGUUUCCAUGCAGAGGAAAACAAACAUUUGAACUCACUGGUUGUGCAUUGUAAUCUGUUUUAUGUCAGAACACACAGAAAUAUUUGAAGGGUAACAACAGUUUGAUUUUGUACGUCUCCAUCGUAAACAGCAUCUUAUUUAGAAACAUCACGUUCAACUCCACUGUGUUUUCUGCUGCCGACUGUUGACUGCAGCCUUUUAGCAGCUAGUCUUUAGCAGAUGUUGCCGAGCUGAUUCAUGGCUGUGUCAGAGCCGUGUCGACAGGGCGUCCACACCUGGAAAUAAUGGCUCUCUGCUGUUUCAUUCAGAGCAAGCUGCAGGAGUUGCCUCUCACACUCUAAAGUAAUCAAAGUUGUUUAUUUGAAAAUUUAUAAAGAAUUACAACUAUGAGCAGCACAAGUGAGAUAGUCCAACCUGGAGUGACAAUGCUGCUGCUUUUAGGUGCAGAUAGAUUUUCAAUCCAGAAGCUCCACAGCAAAAUUCUUCAUUUUGACAGGCAUUUGUUGUUCAUGAGUCUGAGUUAGACUGAUAGACUGGAUAAUAAGCCACAAUAUUUUAAAAAAUAAUUUAGUAACCAUGUCUCUAUUGCAUAAUUUGUCCUACAGAGAACACUGACAAGAUAAUUUUUCAACUGUAACAUUCUUUUAGAGCUGUAAUUACUAAUCAUUAUGUCUACAAAAUGUCCCAUAAUACCAAUAAUAAUUUCACUCAGCCGUCCACAAUGUAAAAAUAUUAAGUUUACUAUCAUUUAUGACAGAAGAGCAGAAAAUUCUCACAUUUGAGAACCAGUGAACCUUUGGCAUUUUUGGAUGAAAAACUAAAAAGAUUAAUAGAUUAUUAAUUGGCUGUUAGUCAACUAAUUGAGUAACUGACUUCUCCUUUCAGCUCAUUGAAACAUUGAAAGUUGAAGGAUCCUUAUCAAAUAUGUUUGUUAUGCAUUUAAUCAUCUUGGCUUUUUAAACCCUAAAAUACAAGUAUCGGCCUAAAAAAUCCAGUUUCAUUGAAAAGUGCAGCUGGAUUUGUUUGACCUGUUUCCAAUACAGAUUACCUACAGACUCUAUUUAACAGAUAUUUCUUGAUUCCAGUGCAGCGAUCUCUACAGUUCUCGUUUUAUGAUACAGACACUAAUUUCUCAAAAAUUACUGACACAAGUUGAAGCAUUUUGGAAAGAUGUUGAAGUAAUGAAAUAAUCCUACCACACUGGCAGUUUUUACUGGAAAAUGUGACUUUUAAGAAGACAGUGAUUAACAAAAUUACUGGUUCAGAUGGGGAUUUUUUUGCAGUGAGUCUGUCACAUUUUGUCGAAAUCAUGAAAGCACCAGUGUUAGGUUCAUUCAGUGUGUAGUGGAUGAAGGUGACUAGUGCUGUUCUAUGGAGGCUUCAAACAAAUGUGCAAAAGUCAUGAAUGAGCUGGUUACACAAACACUGUAAAUGUCCCGGUUUACAUCACAUGAAGCCUGUUGCUGUGGAAUACAGACAUAAAGGUUCUGUUCUGACCCCUUUGGAAUCAUUAAUGUACAAGCAGUUAAUUUUAUCUCAUCUUUUACUUUGGAAAUCAAACCUUGGUCCUUUUCUGAUGUACAGCCUGAACUGAAAGUUGUUUUCCAUCCUUCUAAAUAUACAACACUUUUCUUCUCUUCCAACCAUACGCACAUUCCCGACUUACCACUGAAAAUAAUCUUUUUUUAGAAAAUGUUUAGUUUCCUUUUGUAUACCAUAAUCUGAAUACGACACCGAACGAGAUUGUGUUUUGAUGAUUUUUAAGUGCAAUAUAUUUAUUUUGCUCUCUGGAAAUAAUGUGUAAUGUACUAUGCCGCAUUAAAAAAAAAUAGUUAUUUGUAAACCUUGAGAAAUAUA
This is a messenger RNA of Lates calcarifer (barramundi perch), 5064 nucleotides long. It is a transcript of the gene tbx20, whose product is annotated as T-box transcription factor 20. Gene Ontology annotation, biological process: positive regulation of DNA-templated transcription; regulation of transcription by RNA polymerase II; heart looping. The record is from RefSeq and is a predicted model, not a curated record. Gene Ontology annotation, molecular function: DNA-binding transcription factor activity, RNA polymerase II-specific; RNA polymerase II cis-regulatory region sequence-specific DNA binding. Lineage: Eukaryota; Metazoa; Chordata; Actinopteri; Centropomidae. Gene Ontology annotation, cellular component: nucleus.